AUGGCUUUCUACUCUCGUCCCCCUCCUCCACCCACGGGUCUUGCGCGAUAUCGCCUUUUGUCUCCAACAGCUGGAGUACAUGUUUCUCCGAUUCAGCUCGGAGCGAUGAGUAUCGGAGAUGCAUGGGCCAACUUGGGUAUGGGAUCCAUGGAUAAGGAGUCGAGUUUCAAGCUCUUGGACGCGUACUACGAUAACGGAGGGAACUUUAUCGACACAGCCAACAACUACCAGGAUGGUACCUCAGAGCUUUUUAUAGGAGAGUGGGCAGAGAAGAGAGGAAUCCGUGAUCGAUUAUUUAUUGCCACAAAGUACACGAAUAAUUUCAGAGCAAGGGAUCCAAAUGCAACCGAUCACAAGAUUUUAUUUGCAGGAAACAACAGCAAAUCUUUGAAACUAUCCUUCAAAGAAUCUCUGAAGAGACUAAGAACAGACUACGUCGACCUCCUGUAUGUUCAUUGGUGGGACUGGGAUACGGGUGUUGAAGAGGUUAUGCGAGCUCUUCAUCAUCUAGUCGCAUCCGGGCAGGUACUCUACCUCGGGAUUUCUGAUACUCCAGCUUGGGUAGUUGUUAAGGCCAAUGCCUUCGCUCGCGCCAACUCCUUGACACCUUUUGUGAUAUACCAAGGUGCCUGGAAUGUCCUUGACAGAGCAUUUGAAAGGGAGAUCAUCCCAAUGGCCAGAUCUGAAGGUAUGGCAUUGGCUCCCUGGAACGUUGUCGCCUCUGGGAAGUUCCGCACCGAUGCAGAAGAGGAAGAACGUGCAAAGACUGGAGAAAAGGGGCGCACCAUCUUUAGCCCAGAAUGGCUUCGAAAUGAUAACGAAAAGAAAGUUAGUGCAGCCUUAGAAAAGGUGGCCCAGGAACUAGGGGUAAAACAUAUCACAUCCGUCGCUAUUGCAUAUGUUUUGCAUAAAACAUCAUAUGUAUUCCCGAUUAUUGGAGGAAGGAAAGUGGAGCACCUUCUUGCCAACGUGGAAGCCCUUGAUAUUUCCUUGACUGCUGAACAAAUUAAAUAUCUCGAAAGCGUUGUGCCUUUCGACGCAGGAUUCCCGCACAAUAUGGUGGGCGAUGGGACAUUCUAUAGGUCUAUAUGGGAGGUUAGCGGACACCUCGAUAGGCAACCCCUUCCACAGGCAAUCACACCCAUAGCCAAAAAAGUUUGA
Psilocybe cubensis is the source of this 1161-nucleotide messenger RNA. RefSeq lists its product as uncharacterized. Bases 1 to 1161 code for a protein of 386 amino acids. The transcript is spliced from 7 exons. The record is from RefSeq and is a predicted model, not a curated record. Lineage: Eukaryota; Fungi; Basidiomycota; Agaricomycetes; Agaricales; Agrocybaceae.